This is a messenger RNA of Callorhinchus milii (elephant shark), 1544 nucleotides long. RefSeq names its product aldolase C, fructose-bisphosphate, b (gene aldocb). Gene Ontology annotation, biological process: fructose 1,6-bisphosphate metabolic process; glycolytic process. The record is from RefSeq and is a predicted model, not a curated record. The transcript has 9 exons. Gene Ontology annotation, cellular component: cytosol. Lineage: Eukaryota; Metazoa; Chordata; Chondrichthyes; Chimaeriformes; Callorhinchidae. Gene Ontology annotation, molecular function: fructose-bisphosphate aldolase activity. The coding region runs from base 235 to 1341 and encodes 368 amino acids.
GGCGGUGACGCCGCUCCGGGUGGGGGUUGGCUCUCAGUCACGUAGCUCUGCGGCAUCACAAUUGACUUUAUUUAACGGGAGGCGGAGGGGAGGAAACCCGCAUUGACAUAGCGGAGCCGCAGCUGGAGAGCCGCAGCCGCAACCCACCCACCCACCGCCAGACAGACAGACAGACCCACCGACCCCCCGACCGACAGACAGACCGCACCCGCGGUGAGAGCUUUGAAUUGAAAGAUGACGCACCAAUAUCCCGCGCUCAGUCCUGACCAGAAGAGGGAACUCUCCGAGAUUGCCUUGCGGAUUGUUGCUCCAGGGAAGGGCAUCCUGGCCGCAGAUGAGUCUGUGGGGAGCAUGGCUAAGCGUUUUGCCCAGAUCGGGGUGGAGAACAAUGAGGAGAUGAGGCGUCAGUACCGGCAGCUGCUGCUGACCGCUGACGAUCGGGUCAAAUCCUACCUCGGGGGCGUCAUCUUCUUCCACGAGACCAUGUACCAGAGCACGGACGAUGGUGUCCCCUUCAUCAACAUCGUGAAGGAGCGAGGGAUCGCUGCCGGGAUCAAGGUUGACAAGGGUGUUGUUCCUUUGGCUGGAACCAAUGGAGAGACCACAACUCAAGGGCUGGAUGGGCUCGCCGAGCGCUGUGCCCAGUACAAGAAUGACGGCGCAGACUUUGCCAAGUGGCGCUGUGUCCUGAAGAUCACCAAUAGCACCCCGUCGUGUCUCGCCAUCAAGGAGAAUGCCAACGUCCUGGCUCGCUACGCCAGCAUCUGCCAACAGAACGGAAUCGUUCCCAUUGUAGAGCCGGAGAUCCUGCCAGACGGAGACCACGAUCUGAAGCGUUGUCAGCACAUUACUCAGAAGGUGUUGGCAGCUGUGUAUAAAGCCCUGCACGAGCACCACGUUUACCUGGAGGGCACGUUACUGAAGCCCAACAUGGUGACCUGCGGCCACAGCUGCCCCACCAAGUUCUCCCCCGAGGAAGUGGCCAAAGCCACCGUGAUCGCCCUGCGCCGCACUGUGCCUCCAGCCGUCCCAGGCAUCACUUUCCUGUCGGGGGGGCAGAGUGAAGAGGAAGCUUCUCUCAACCUGAACGCCAUCAACAAACUGCAGAUCCCCAAGCCCUGGGCCCUCACCUUCUCCUUCGGCCGUGCCUUGCAGGCCUCAGCCCUGAGCGCUUGGCAAGGGCAGGCCUCCAACGUGGAUAUGGCCAUGGAUGAGUUCCUCAAGAGAGCUGAGAUAAACAGCAUGGCCGCUCUGGGACAGUACGAGGCCUGUGAGGAAGAAGAGGAUGAAGACACGGGCACUGCCGGGGAAUCGCUGUACGUAGAAGACCACGCUUACUGAGGAGCCUGACAGCCGGCCGGCCGGCCAGCAAACCCAAAUUUAAAAAAAAUAAAAACAAACAAAAAAAAAAAAACCCCAAAACAGGCAGAAUCUCCUCAUUGCAGCCUCCACUGGCACCACAGCUCUGCUACCUUGUAAUCCGUGUGAUGUGCUGUGACGGCCUAUAUCAUCCGCUGUGAAGCCAGUCAGUCGGUCGGUCACUC